Molecule: messenger RNA, 5992 nt
Organism: Corythoichthys intestinalis (scribbled pipefish)
Lineage: Eukaryota; Metazoa; Chordata; Actinopteri; Syngnathiformes; Syngnathidae
Product: cGMP-inhibited 3',5'-cyclic phosphodiesterase 3A-like
Exons: 14
Coding region: 530-3514 (994 amino acids)
Biological process (GO): oocyte maturation; positive regulation of oocyte development
Cellular component (GO): cytosol
Molecular function (GO): calmodulin-activated 3',5'-cyclic-GMP phosphodiesterase activity
Source: RefSeq, a predicted model, not a curated record
CUAUUAGUUUAUUCUGCAAUCUGCACCACUGCGAUCAAGGGGAUGCUUACUGGUUUGCAGAAAGUAGGUGUGGUAUGGUGUGAUUUUCUUUGCCAACCGGUUAAUAGGGUUUCAUUCAGUGAAAAACUGAGUAAAACGCCCGCCGGAUGGAGUUGCUUUUACGAAUGGGGGUGUUCUUCUGAAGGCGCUGCCGUGUCGAACUCGGGGGUGUGAAAUAAGCUUGCAGCUUCCCGCAUACACGCGGCUCUACUUCGUUGUACCGGAAAAGUAACGGGGGAAUCGACUGGAGGGGAAAGGACGCCGUGACGGAGGUAGGGAGUGGGCUCUACACGCGGACGGGACAAUCGUGGCGCAACAAUGACAAACGGGACAGUGUUUUACGCCACAAAGGAGAGUAGACAUAGGGACCUCCGCGACAUCUGACACACUCAACUCGGAAGAAAAUCGGAGGGAACGUGCAGGCGUCCAGCGGCGAUGGGCGCCUGUGCGUAACAGGAGCCCUUUCCGCUCCGCGCCCUUUCCGGUGGUCAUGCCUGCACAGCGGGGCGCCGAAAAAGUCUCCGGGCCCGGGGCGCCGAGCCGCAACGGUUACGCGCAAACACGUGUCGUCCGCGCACUGAGCCGCGAGCCAGUGAGCUGCGCGCGGACCCGCGCGUGGACGUGCGGCGGAGUGGGCUGCGCGGCGUGUGCGCUCGUGCUGGCCGCGUUGCUGCUGAGGUGCGCACACUGGAACAGCGAGCAGUCGUGCAUUGGCGCUCACUCGCUCGCAGGCUUCCUCGCGGAGCUGCCGCUCGCUUGCUGGGCAGCGCUCUCGCCCUUCCUCGAUUUCCUGUGCGCUUUCUUCUGGCUCGGCGUCUACCUGUUCCGCCACGGCGUGCAGCUCCGCACGGCGCUUUCGCUCCUCAGCGUGUUCCAGCUGGCCGAAGCGGCGGCUCGGAGCCUCCUGGGCGGCCCGCAUGAAGUAGCGGCCGCGCUGGUGUUGGCGUGCGUGGCCGGCGGCGCACUGAUGCUAGCGCGCCUGGAACGGGGCUCGUCCGUGGUGGUGGUCGUCGGCAUCGUACGCGCGCUCUCCUUCUUCUCGCUGCACAAAGUUCGCACCGCUUGGAGGCCGUACGUGGCCUACCUGCUGGGAGUGGUGGGCAUCCUGCUGGCGAGGUAUGCUGACGGGCUCCUGGCCGGCCAAGGGACACUUAAGGAGGGCUGCACUUCCGUGAGCGGAGCCAAGGAAGACGUCGUCCCCUCCUUCAAAAGGCGCAGGAGGUCCAGUUCUGUCGUAUCCACAGACAUGGCACACAGUCAGUCCAACAGCAAGUCACAUCGCAGGACCUCUCUGCCAUGCAUCCAACGGGACCAGAUGUUGGCCCGUUCAGACUGGGAACACAAAAGAGGCUCCCGAGGAUCACAGUCGUCCGGCACAAGCGUCAUGGUGGACAUUGCCGUAAUGGGAGAAGCACACGGACUGAUCACAGACUUGCUGGCUGACCCCUCAUUGCCCUCCAACACUUGCACCUCACUGCGGGCUGUCAGCAGCCUGCUCACAACCCAGCUCACCUUCCAGCCACUCCACCGGCCCCGCCCCGCCCCCUUGCUCAACCCAUCGGACGCCUACGUCUGCUCCGACUCCGAGGAGGGACCGGAGAAAGGAGAGAAGACAUCCAUCCAUAAACGUUUAAGACGGAGUCUCCACCCGGGUCUUCUGAGGAGGAUCUCCUCCACAUGGACUACCACCACCUCCGCCACAGGCCUGCCUACAAUUGAACCGGGGCCUGUGAGGAGGGACCGCAGUGCCAGCAUUAAACCCUAUCAUGAAACACUCACGUGCAGUUGUGGAAGACCAUACAUCAGACUGAGCCACGGAGAGGGCUCUAUAGACAAGGGAGACAGGAUACCACGCUCAGCAGAAGAUCAAGUGGUUGUGUCAUCAGACUAUGACAGCACCCACGAAGCCAAUCACAGUGACAGCAGUGAUGUAGCGCACACAGAGGAGGACACAGAAGGAAAACACUCCCAGAAUGUAAUUCUCCACCCACUAAUACCUCCUGAGGACAAACCUAUUCUGGCCCCUGAGCCGCUAUUAAUGGAAGAUUUAGAGCCGACGAUGAGUCAGCUGAACAAUUGGAACUUUCCCAUCUUCAGCUUGAUGGAGAAGACGAAUGGAAAAUGUGGGCGGAUCCUCAGUCAGGUCUCUUACAGGCUUUUUGAGGACACCGGCUUGUUUCAGACAUUCAAAAUUCCAAUCCAAGAAUUCAUGAACUACUUCCACGCCCUUGAGAAUGGUUACAGAGACAUACCAUAUCAUAAUAGGGUUCACGCCACAGAUGUGCUUCAUGCAGUUUGGUACCUCACCACACAGCCGGUUCCGGGUCUGCCCAGCCUCGUUGCUGACCACAGCUCUGCUAGUGACUCAGACUCAGACAGCGGAAUAACUCACAGUCAUAUGGGCUUCCUGGUGUCAAAGACGUACACUGUGUCAGAGGAUGGUUACGGCUGCUUGUCAGGCCUCAUACCGGCUCUGGAGCUUAUGGCUCUCUAUGUAGCUGCUGCAAUGCACGACUACGAUCAUCCGGGGCGGACCAACGCCUUCCUUGUGGCUACAAGUGCCCCACAGGCAGUGCUCUACAAUGACCGUUCGGUUCUGGAAAACCACCACGCUGCCUCAGCAUGGAACCUCUUGUUGUCACGACCAGAGUUCAACUUCCUCGUCAACUUGGACCACAGAGAGUUCAAGCGGUUCCGUUUCCUGGUCAUUGAGGCCAUACUGGCCACGGAUUUAAAGAAGCACUUUGAUUUUCUUGCAGAGUUCAAUGCUAAGGUGGGAGAUGAUCCUUCUUCAGGGAUUGAUUGGUCGAAUGAGAAUGACAGAUUGCUGGUCUGCCAAAUGUGCAUAAAGUUGGCUGACAUCAAUGGACCGCUAAAGUGUAAGGACCUGCAUCUCCAGUGGACAGAAGGCAUUGUCAAUGAGUUCUAUGAACAGGGUGAUGAAGAGGCCAGUCUUGGUCUCCCCAUCAGCCCUUUCAUGGACCGAGCCGCACCUCAGUUGGCCAAACUCCAGGAGUCCUUCAUCACGCACAUUGUGGGACCCUUGUGCAAUUCUUAUGAUUCGGCAUGCCUCAUGCCCGGACGUUGGGUGGAACCCAGGAUGAAUGCGGAGGAACCUGAGGGCACAGAGAAUGAGGAGGAGGAAGAUACAGCAGAGGAAGAUGCAUCCACCAGCUCGGAAUCAUCACAGAAAGCAGCCAAGAAGAGGAGGAAAGUGUUCUGUCAGAUCACUCAUCACCUGAUGGAAAACCACGAGAUGUGGAAGAAAGUAAUCGGGGAGGAGGCACAGAAGCAGGGCCAAGGAGCCGAGUCUAUCCACGCGAACAGUGUAGCGGAGCUCAGUUUAGCUACUCAUGAGGAAGAAGAGGAGCCAGGCAGCAGAGAGGAGCCAGUUGAAGGUGAGGAUCCCGAAGAAGGAGUGGAGGAACCUGAGUGGCCUGCAUCUACGCAAGACGUGGAGGAGGAACUGCAGUGAAAGAAACGUUCAGGAUUUGGACAAGUAUUUUUUUGCUUUCUAACACUAAUUUACUGAAUCCUGUUUUUGCCAGCACAUCACUUUAGACACAACACUGUAGAUUGGGAAAUGUGUGCCUACAAAGAAUUAAAAAAAAAAAAAAAAAACAGGGUGGGACAUUUCGUGCUUUACACAUUUUGUCUAAAUAUUUGAUUUCACCAAACAUUUAAAUAAAGGAGCUUUCGGUCUUGCAAUACGAGAUUAUGCAUGUACUUUGAAACACAGACUCUUUUCUUACCGUCACGAGAAGAGGCAAACUGGCUGCACAGACCUCAACCACAACGUGGUAACACAGGACUGCUAAAAUUAGCUGCCAAUUUAUACAGUACAUAAUUAUUUUCUGAAUGCAAUUAUACCUGUACAUGGACACCCCAGUUACUUGUACUUGUGCUUCAGUUUCAGCAGGAAUUUUUGAGCGUGGGUCAAAAACGGUCCAUAAAAUGUUUAUGGCAUAUUAUAUUAGUAAAUCCAAUGAUGAGCAUUGGUGUAACUGUCACUUCAUUACACUCAACCAACAUGAAUCAAUCUCACAAUAAAGCAUUUGUAAAUGUUAUACUUUACAUUUUUUAUGUACUGUAUAGUUUAAAUCCAGAUGCUUCAUUCUCAUCAUACUCCCAGUGUUAUAUUCAUGUAAUAUAAGAAUAAGAUUUGCCAUUGUGUCAUAGCUCCACGAAAACGGGAAUAAUCACAAAUAAGCUAAAUACCAUGUUGGCAUAUUUCAAGAAAGAAUAGACAGUCACAUGUUCCUGAGAGGAGAAAAGAAGACUAAAGGGAAUAUUAUAUUAAUUUAUUGUCUGCAAUUGACAGCGAUUUUGACUCGGAGGGCCAUCAGAGACCAGGCGACUAAUGCAAUACUGUUUUGUUAUUUCUCUUUUUAUUCAAGGCUUUGAAUUUUGUAUUCUCUGUGUGCACCAAAUUCCUCCAUAUGUGAACCUUUAACCCUCAGGAAACUUUCCACUGUUGAGAUUCAAUGCUAAAGCUCUUCUAGGACCUGCGCAAACAGCAACAGCAUGCUGGGAUAUUGUUGCAAGCUACUUUAAAUGAUGUCCUUAACUCACAUAGCACAGGAUAUAUGAAUCAGGGAGCAAAUUUAAAAACAACAAUAAAUGUCACCUGGAUGAGUCCAGACUGAAAAAUCAAAUCAAGUACUGUAAGUUGACACUUCAGGAGAUGAGCAUUCAGAAAUUUUUGUCAAAUCAAUAGUGAUACUGUAGUGUAGAGCUUUCCUCACAUUUGAGUGAUUUGCACCAAAACAGGUGUCAAGUGAAUCUGAAAAAUAAUGAUUCAUUUUUAAAGUUGUGAACAUAGACAUAUGACAUUUCUCUCAUACAAUGACAUUUUAAGAACAAAACAAAUAAUUUCUGUGGAAAAUAAUACUAUUCAUCACAAACUAAAAUGCAGAUUUAUUUAAAGCAAAAAUGCCCCAAAUGAAGAAUGUGUCACUGUGUGUAGUUUGGUAGACAUUAAUCUGGUGAUUUCAUAUUAGAUUGUUCCUUUUAGACUCAUAUUGGCAGGCUUAUUGCUGCCUUAUUUACAUUUCAAUGUAUGCCACAGCGGGUGCUUCCACGAGGAUUGAUUCAACUGCUUAGUGAAUGUAUAUUCCACGAAAUUAUUCAUUUAGUAUCUACUGUCUAAUUGCAAAUGUGUAUAUAUAUCCAAUGCUGUCCUUUUUCUGAUGUGGCUGUACGGCAGCAAGUACACUUAGUAAAUAUCGGUAAGGUAAUGCAUUCAGUUCCUCUGAGGUGCUCAGAUGAAAUAGUUGCUCUCCAAAGAUCCUGUGUUCAUACAGUAUUUUCUCUUGUGCUUCCACUCUGACCUAACAGUUGAUUUGUAUAUAUCUUCAAUUGCAACAAUUGACUUUUUUAAACAUUCAUCGCACAAUUGUCACGUCACCACAAAAACUAUUAAAUUGCUUUGGGGGCUAAGAAUAUAACAUGAUUUAGGUUAGCAUGUUACAUUGUUUGUCUUCAUUCCUUUUAUUUAAUCGUCAAACACUUGUAGGAUAAUUGUGAGUUAAACCAGCUUCAUAAUCCCAUAUGUAAAAUUGUUCAAUAUUUUUGUAUUGCAUCAACAUCAUGAUACAGUAGGUUUGUUUGCUCUCACCAGUAUAUUGCACUUACCAUGUGUACUAAGAAUAUUUUGUCCAAAUACAGUUUUUCCUUACAGGGUGAUGCUCCAUUUUGUACAACAUGAAUAUACACUGUACAGUAAAGACAAUUUAAAAUGACAAAAACAUUUUUAGAGAAGCAUUAUUUAUUUUUACCAUUUUGUAAUUUAGACACUAUACUGUGGCUUCAAUAUUGCCAGACAUACUGGAAGUGCCUCUUGGUAUGUAUCAUAUAUGGAUAUAUUUGAAGAUCAUUAGAAAUUGUCACACAUUGAUCUAAGUUGAUAUUGUAAUGUGAAUACAUUCAAUUAUAAGACAGAAUUUCUGUGGUA